AUGGCGCUGGCCCUGAGGUGCCUGCGGCAGCUGCAGCCGCCGCUGUGUCGCUCGCGGCUCGUGGCCGGGGCGCUGCCGCGGGCGCCCGCGGGCCGCCCGGCCCCGCUGCCCGGCGCCUGCAGCCAGCGUGGCCACCAGGCCGUGCUCACCAGGCAGCUGGCGACCAAAAAAGCGAAAGGCAAAGGGCAGGCUCAAGCUAGAGUGAAUAUCAGUGCCGCCUUGGUUGAGGAUAUUAUAAAUUUGGAAGAAACCAGUGAGGACAUGCAGGCGGUGGUAGAAGCCCUGAAAGAAGAUUUCAGCAGAAAUCUCAAUAUUAGAACCUCACCAGGGGCCUUUGAUCACAUAGUUGUGGUGACCAAAGAUGGGAAGUUUCCACUGAACCAGCUUGGGCAGAUCUCACAGAAGUCACCUCAGCUCAUCAUCGUGAACAUGACCAAUUUUCCAGAGAGUACAGCUGCAGCUACGAAGGCUAUAAGGGAAAGUGGAAUGAACCUAAACCCGGAAGUAGAUGGGACAAUGAUUCGGAUCCCAAUUCCUAAGAUAACCAGGGAGCACAGGGAGGGCCUUGUGAAGCUCGCCAAGCAGUCCACCAACAAAUCSAAAGAUGCUUUGAGAAAGGUGCGAAGCAAGAGUGUCACCCAAAUAAAGAAGUCCAAGAACAAAGUGUCUGAAGAUACCAUCUUCUUGCUAGAAAAGCAGAUCCAGCAAAUGGCAGACAGCGCUGCAGCCGAGAUGGACAAGCUGCUGGCAGCCAAGACCAAGGAGCUGCUCGGGUAAACACCAUCCCUAUGGACACACUCCCCUCCACCAGCAAGACCGUCAAGCAGCCUCAGGUGACGGCAGGGACAGCUCUCCCAGACCUCCACAACAGACCCCUGCUUUGGACUGCCGACCCUCGACCGUGUUGGAGGGAUGGGGGAAACUCUCCUUGCUUUUAUUUAUUCAGGUGAAGAACAAAAUUAGGUUAAGUAAGUUUAAAAAAAAUCAAACGAGAAAGAUGGGAAGCUGAGGGAAGGGUUYCCACAGCAGAAGCCAACACAGGAGGUGAGGCUGCCCCCCCACCUUGGGCAUUCACCCAACAGGACCUGAACCACCCAGGGCCUGACCCCUCCACAGCUUUGCUUCCCCCGACCUGCUCGCGCGGCCGUGCCCUCGCUCCUUCCAUCCCCGGCCUYUUAGCCCUCGUAGCAGCUCUCCCUUUGGCUGUGACGGAAGCAGGAACACGAGCAAGGUGAACCUGCUCCUCCACUGUCCUGCUGUGGACCUGGGCAAAUGUUUCUGUCUAAAAUAAAGUCAAAAUGGGACCUGGAGGAACAGCCAGUUCCUGGUUGGCCUGUCCCCUUGAGUUCACUCUUCUCCGAAGAGCAUUUGCCYGUUGCUGUUGGCACCACAGUUUCCUACAGCCUUUCCCACAAGGUGUGCAGCUCCAGGAGGACCUGGAGAAGCUCCUCACCCACCGGUGCACACUGCCAAAGUGCAUACAAAGACCAUGGCUGUGCACUUCCUUAGCCUUUGGUGACUUUUUGGG
Messenger RNA from Nothoprocta perdicaria, 1528 nucleotides. It is a transcript of the gene MRRF, whose product is annotated as mitochondrial ribosome recycling factor. Bases 1 to 777 code for a protein of 258 amino acids. The record is from RefSeq and is a predicted model, not a curated record. Gene Ontology annotation, molecular function: ribosomal large subunit binding. NCBI's taxonomy places the organism in Eukaryota, Metazoa, Chordata, Aves, Tinamiformes, Tinamidae. Gene Ontology annotation, cellular component: mitochondrion. The transcript is spliced from 6 exons. Gene Ontology annotation, biological process: translation.